Messenger RNA from Drosophila bipectinata, 275 nucleotides. RefSeq lists its product as uncharacterized. Lineage: Eukaryota; Metazoa; Arthropoda; Insecta; Diptera; Drosophilidae. The record is from RefSeq and is a predicted model, not a curated record.
UUCGGUGCAGGCUCAGUAGAAAGUACAGAGCGGAGAAGUGCUGGUCUGAGCUAUCCGUAGUGCGAGCUGUGAAAUUACCUUUCUUUUUAUUCGAUGAGCAAUUAGCAAAAGUUGUGUGUCAAUGCCAAAAAUUAGCAACACCGAUGCAAAACAGAAGUUGUUGAAGCAAUCAAGAUUGAGCAAAAGUCUGUCAUCCAAAAAAGGAUCGCGUACGGGUAACUCGGCCAACAAUAAGGAACUCAAAGUGCUCACCCUCCUUCAAACUGUACCGUGAA